AUGGAGGACUUCAACAGCCUCGAAGCGAACAUCAAAUCGUCCCUCCUCGCGACCAUCCGCAGCGCCAACUCACUCGGCAACGAAGACCUCGCCUUCCACCGAUCGCUCGACUCGUCUGUCGGCACCACCCUCGACCAGCAGAAUGCGCGUCUUCUGGGUCUUGCGGAACGUCUUCUGGGCGUUUCGACAGCGAACACGGAGCUUGUACGUCCUCCGCGACUGAAAGAUAUCGACUCGGUCGAAGGCAACUGGAAGGCCGUCGUUGAUGUCGUCGACAGCCUGCUCGAGCGCGCCGAUACUGCCUUGGAUGAGUUUACUGGCGCUGUGAAGAGAUUGAGUCCGGGAAUUGAGCAGGCGGCUCCUUCCAAACCGCCCAAGGUCUCUCGAAUCGCUGCCGCGCUCAAGACACAGGAGCUUGAGAAGCCACAGCUGCACUUCGACCACGUGCCCAAGAACGAUGAGGUGCUUCCCUUCAAGCCGCUCCUGCAGAGCAAACCGCAUGCUGCAGUGCCGCUGGAGACUUCGCCCAUCGCUUCUGACGAGGACACGCAAGAAUCGUACGCCUACCAUCUCAUUUCUCACUCUCGACUUGGUGUGCUGGACCAUGAAGAUGGUCUGAAGCAUCUUUUCUCUUUCAGUAACAAAGCUUCACGCUUCGAGUUCUUCUUUCCUACAUCCAAGUCUUUGAAACUCCGCUGUUGGAACAUUGAUCCUAACGUACCAAACAGAUACCCACACCCCUACCAGCUUGAAAUCGAGCAGUACCGAUACCCGUCGUCCGUCUAUACCAUCAGCGAACCGAUCAUGUACCAGCCCUUCGAAUCCACGACCGCCACAUUCGUCGAUACCGAGGAAGCACUAUACGAAAUGCUUGAAGAGUUGAAGCAGGCGAAAGAGAUUGCAAUCGAUCUGGAACAUCACGACAGCAGGACAUACAUAGGUAUAGUAUCACUCAUGCAGAUCAGCACGCGCGACAAGGACUGGGUUGUGGAUACGCUUCAGCCGUGGAGGAGAAAGAUGCAAUGCUUGAAUGAGGUGUUUGCCGAUCCUGGCAUCCUCAAGAUCUUGCACGGCGCAUACAUGGACAUUGUGUGGCUGCAACGAGACCUUGGACUGUACAUUGUCGCGCUCUUCGACACGCAUUAUGCCUCACGAGCAUUGGGCUACACUGGUGGAAGUCUGGCUUUCCUUCUGAAGAAGUUCAUCAACUUUGACGCGCAAAAGCAGUAUCAGAUGGCAGACUGGCGGAUACGGCCACUUCCGCAAGAAUUGUUCGACUACGCCAGAAGCGACACCCACUUCCUGCUUUACAUCUUCGACAAUAUGCGGAAUGAGCUAGUGCAGAGGUCGGACUUCUCAAAGCCAGAUCACGAGGGUGACAAGCUGUGGGAUGUGCUACAGAAGAGUACCGAGGUCGCAUUACAGAGAUACGAGCACCCGAUCUACGACGCAGAAUUGGGACAAGGUGCUGGAGGAUGGUAUAAGAUGCUGUCGCGAACCCCAGCACUCUUCUCGAAAGAGCAGUUCUCCGUCUUCCGCGCAGUGCACAAGUGGCGAGACGAAGUGGCAAGAGAGCAAGACGACAGCACGCACUAUGUCAUGCCGAACCAUCAAGUGCUGAGCAUUGCCAAGGCCAUGCCACCGAACCGACUGGCAUUGCUUGGUGUAGCGCAGCCGACAACACAGACCGUCAAGCUGAGGGCGGAUGAGCUGGUCAGUGUGAUUGCGAAGGCGAAGGAGGCAGGAAAGGAGGGACCAGCAAUGAUGGACAUUCUCAACAAAAUCGAGCCGCAAGCACCGCGGAAAUCAGCGCCUGUACAAGCAGCCCCAGCAGAAGCAACGCCAGAAAAGACGGGACCCACUGCAAGUGCUUCUGGCACAGCUUCUAUGGCCGACUACAAACCUUCGACAUCACUCCCGCUGCGAAGUUCAACUUCAACCUUCUGGGGUUCAGCUUUCGACAACAGCGCGCAUCAAAAGCGGGAGAUGUCAUCGACUAGCAACGUUUCCCUGGCUGUACCCCUACCACCACUAACAGCAGAGAUCUUCGCCAAUCCGAACGAGGUGGAAGCGGAGCCGCCGACACCAGAACCUAUUCCUGCUCCAGCUGUGGAAGUGCCGGCUGACGAUGACACUUUUAUCCUCAAAGAGCGCAACGGGAAGCGAAAGCGCACGAUAGACAAGUUCGCAAAUGUGGAGGACGACGGCAUGGCAGCAAACACGGACGAAGUGUCAUUGACUCCAGUCAGUGGUCGCGACCAAGAACAGCGUGAGAAGGCAGAGCGAAAAGCAGCGAGGAAGGCGGCGAAGAAAGCCGAAAAAGAGGCGAAGCGGAACGGGGAGGAAGAUAGCGAGAUCGAGGACGACACACCGUUCGACUAUGCUGCAGCGCCGAGCAUACUCAACCCACCGCGGGAGCCUCGAAAGAGUGCGAAGGAGCGCAAGAAGGAGGAGAAGCAAAAGAAUCCGUAUGCUACGUCGCUAGAUGCGCCAAAGGGUAUGCCGAGGAAUCAGAAGGAGGGCCCGGGACGGAGUAUGACUUUUAGGAAUUGA
Fulvia fulva is the source of this 2553-nucleotide messenger RNA. RefSeq names its product Exosome complex exonuclease rrp6. Gene Ontology annotation, cellular component: nucleolus; nuclear exosome (RNase complex). The coding region runs from base 1 to 2553 and encodes 850 amino acids. Gene Ontology annotation, molecular function: nucleotide binding; 3'-5'-RNA exonuclease activity; nucleic acid binding. The transcript has 2 exons. Gene Ontology annotation, biological process: TRAMP-dependent tRNA surveillance pathway; nuclear polyadenylation-dependent snRNA catabolic process; exonucleolytic trimming to generate mature 3'-end of 5.8S rRNA from tricistronic rRNA transcript (SSU-rRNA, 5.8S rRNA, LSU-rRNA). The record is from RefSeq and is a predicted model, not a curated record. Lineage: Eukaryota; Fungi; Ascomycota; Dothideomycetes; Mycosphaerellales; Mycosphaerellaceae.